This is a messenger RNA of Colletotrichum siamense, 3996 nucleotides long. It is a transcript of the gene cyk3, whose product is annotated as cytokinesis protein 3. Bases 1 to 3996 code for a protein of 1331 amino acids. NCBI's taxonomy places the organism in Eukaryota, Fungi, Ascomycota, Sordariomycetes, Glomerellales, Glomerellaceae. The transcript has 2 exons. The record is from RefSeq and is a predicted model, not a curated record. Gene Ontology annotation, molecular function: protein binding.
AUGGUGCCAGCACCGCCGCCUCUGCCGAUGCGGUUUCCGUGCUGGUGCAGGGCUGUCUACUCAUGGGGAGGAGAGAGCAAGCGAGACCUCGGCUUCAUCGAGGGCGACUUGAUUGAAUGUCUGAAUGCUGGCGAUGGUUCAUGGUGGACAGGCAGAUUAUGGCGCGACAGGCGGACUGUAGGCGUGUUUCCGUCCAACUUCGUCGAGGUGCUUCCCUCCGAUUUUCGACCGACGACGAGGUCUGCAAGUCCUCUACCCGACCAGACGCCCAGCCCGAGCACACCUCAGAAAUCGAGGACGUUCCGUAAGCCUUUCGAAGCGUACGCCAAGGCACCGCACUACACCGCAGCGAAGCAGCCCGAGGUUUACCGAACGAACCCCAACCCAAGGCCUAGAGGGCACUCGGGAGAGUCCAUUCACAGCGCGGUACCAGAGAGCAGCAGGAGGGAUCGCUCUCCGGCACCUUCAAUGCUCAGAGACCGAUCACCGGCGCCUUCUGCCCUCCUCUCACGAGAGAACUCUUUCAAUGAAACUGCCUCGACUAGAAUGCGAGCAUACACAACGCCUCAGCCCAGCGGUUACGUAUCGCGGGGCAACUCCUUCAACGACGGCGCACAGCAGUACAUUCCAAGAGGACGCACUCCGGUAAAUGACUACCACCGAUCCAGGACACCAGUUCCCGAGCAUCAUCGUGGCAGAACGCCUAUUCCUGAACACCACCGAGCCCGGACACCAGUUGUGGACCACCAUCGGGCGAGAACGCCCAACCCUGAUCACGACUUGCGUGCGAGAACGCCCGUUCCCGACUAUGGUCAUGGAUCACGAGCGAACUCUUACAACACCGACAGAGGGGCCUCGCCCAUACCUCCGCAUCACGCCUCAAGAGAUCCCUCGCCAGCCCCUUCGUUCAGCUACAAGCCGUACCGACCUCCCCAAGGGAAAGUUGACUCCCCCCCGCCUCCACCACCCCCACCGCAUCGGCACGUGGGUGCGCCGCGACACAAGCAGAGCAUGUCCUACGACAGUCGGCACGAUAUCCCUCGUCAUGGGUCCAACUCUUCCUUCGAAGAUCGUUUCAACCCGCGGCAUGGGUCAAAUAGCUCUUACGAUAAGCGGACAGAUCUCGUACGUCAAGGCUCGAACGCCUCGUACGAAAACCGGCAUCCUCCUUUGGACAGGCAUGGUUCGCACUUGUCAUACUCCCACAGACCGCCAGCGAUUCAAACUCAACGGAUGCCAUCUCCUGCUCCACCCUCCCCAUCAGCCAGUCAUAUGACCCCAUCGCCAUUGCGGGAAGCUAUGGACGGCGUGAUAGAGCAAUUGGAUGCUCUAGGAAUGCCUCGAGACCCGACACCGGACCCAGCAUUGGACCCGUGGUCACCUGAGUCCUUCAAUAUGGUCAAUGACCGUCAACGAAGGAAGAAUACUUACCAGCGACCCCUGACUUCCAUGGGUAUAGCACAACAGGACGAAGGAUACGAGACUUGGAGCGGUGGAUCCUCGCGCGAUCAAUCCUAUCAGAACGGACAGAGCGGACACCGAGAAGACAAAGAGCAACUGCCUCAACUCAGUAAUUACGUCGAGCGUAUGGAAAGCCGUCUAAAGAAAAUGCAUCAACACAGCGCAAGCAUGGCUGACCUUGAGGACGAGGGACCGAAGCCGCCCCCGAAAGGCGCACUUUACGAGAGACCGAAAUCAUCCAUGGGCGGACCGGAGGAGAGGAAGCUUCGAGGGCGGAAGUCGGCUUACGAUAUUGGCCGGAACGUACUGAACAGGACUUUUACGACCAAGACCAACUCAACCAGCGCAUCGUCCGGCAAUCAGAGCUCGACGACCCAGAGCAGCGACAGGAGUUUAAUGAGUGGAUCCUCAGCUGGCGCCAUUAGCGCUACAAGCGCCGGCAGCUUUGCUCGGAAGACCCAGAAGCGUGCUCAGAGUGCCCUUGGGAUGCGUGAUGCUGAUAUCGAACGACCGGAAACUCCCUUCACAGGGGUCACUUACCACAGCAGCCACGCAUCCGAUGUGGCUCGUCCGAAAUCGCAAGCUGGCUUCCUCGAGGACCCAGGGCUUGGAGGGCUCGUGACUCCAAAGCCCGCCAAAAGAAGCAUUUUCAAGAAGCUUCUCGACACGGCCAAGACUGGAGUCGCCUCCGGACGCAGUAGUAUUGCCAUGGGCGGUGACUCGCCCCGGUCGUCUCCUUUCGCUCGCUCUAUGCCCAACGUCGCUUCCCCCGCUGGAAAUGCCAUCUCUAACAUUACCGGUAUGGGAAGCACUGGCUUCGGUAGGGAAGCAGCCAGGGAAAUGGGUAUGGCGAAUGGAGUCGACUGGGUGCAGGUCCGCAGAGAUGUCAAUCGAUCCAACUCUCUGAGCAAAAACGAACGAAAUGAACGGAGAGAUCGCUGUCAGAUGCUUGAUUACCCAGCCCUCAACCCCGUCGACGAGCUCUAUGACGGCAUUGAAGGUGACGAGGGCGCGGACGGCUCACCAGUCGAAGAUCCCAUUGAUUAUCAGGCAUUAAAUCUCACCCAAGUCGACAAGAACUCGAGAUUCAUAAGCAGCCUACCACCAAUGACAACCGCGGUUUCUCUGGCGACGACCUACGUAUGUCGCCCGUACCGCAGCGAUGUCCAGCGAAUGCGAGCAAUCUUUACCUGGGUGUCCGAGAAGAUCUGCUGGGAAGAGGACUUUGAGGGGGAGAUCAACACCAGGCGGGUAAUCCAGUCGAAGCGAGCUUGUGCGGAAGAGUACGCUGCUCUGGUACAAGAGAUGUGUACCGCGGUAGGCAUUCAUUGCGAAAUGGUUCGCGGGUACCUCAAGACGCCAGGCGAGAUUCCAGAACACAACAUCAUGCCUCGGGCAAACCACUGGUGGAACGCCGUAUUGGUCGACAAUGAAUGGCGUAUGGUGGACUGUUGUAUGGCUAGUCCAUCAUACCCAAGGCGACAUCUCUAUUCCAGUGCUGGCAGUGGUGCAGCUGACUCUUGGUGGUUCCUUGCAAGGCCGACCGAGAUUUGCUGGACACAUAUCCCUGAGCACCACUCUCAGCAACACGUCUGCCCUCCGCAAGCACACGAGGUGCUUCUCAACCUGCCUUGCGCCUGCCCUCCCUUCUUCAAGAACGAUCUCGAGAUGGUCGACUAUAACACAGCGGCGACUCGCAUAGAAGACCUGGAGAUGGUGCAUAUCAAGUUUAACGCUCCAGCUGAUGUGGAGGUUGCAGCAGAGGUUGAGGUCCGAGGCUACACGAGGGAUGUGGACGGCGACGUUUUCGAGAGCGGUGAUGUGGUGAAGAAGAGGGCGCUGGCCCAAGCCGAAUGGUUCAACGGUAUCAAACGAUACACUGUCAAGGCUCUGCUUCCAGGCGACGAAGGCCAAGGAACCUUGAAGAUUUAUGCCGGCAAGCGUGGCCUGAUGCAUAGCAUCAAGGACAUCCCUCAUCCGGUGGCCUUCGCCCUUCCGAUCAUUCAUACGGGAGAGAACCCUCCCUAUGAGUUCGUGACAAGGCAUCCCACACCUCACGCCCAACGCCACGACAUUUAUGUUGUUCAGCCCCAAUGCCAACGUCUGGCUUUGAACAACACCUUCGUCUUCGCGAUCCGACAGCACCCUAGCUCUUUGGCUAGCAGUGGGUCGCCUAUGACACCAUCGUCGAACCCCGGAGGCGCAAGCCCGAUCCCGUUCGCGAGACCCAGCUCAGCCUUGAGUAUGACCGCGUCGAACGUCAGUGGAUCCAACGUCUCCGGCAACGGGUCAUCAGGGAAGAAACCGGCAAAGCUUGCCAUUCAGACCCCCGGUGGCAAGAUUCUCCGUCUUAUGCGGAAGGAGGAUCGCCGGGGAAUCAGUGUCGGCAGCAGGGGGAUCGAUGAGGAAACCAGCGAUGGUGGUACGUGGGAGACCAUCAUCAAGUGUUCGGAGAAGGGAGUGUGGAGAGGUCUCGUCUUGGCAGAUCGCACCGCUCGCUGGUGUGUAUUUGCCGAAUGGGUUUGCGUUGGUUGA